GUACGAAUCCAAUUGAUUCGGUAUCUUUCUGCUUCGGAUCACCUUAUGGCGCCUUAGACGGGCCGUCGCUGCCGUAUCGUUCGCGUUAAUUCGCUGGCCUGCCAACAGGCACGCCUUCCAGCAGGAACCAUCCAUCCAUCCCAUCCCAUCAGCAUAUAUUUAACCCGCCACGGGUUCCUCCCUCCAUCCGUCCUCUCUUCUCCUUCUUUCUCUUACGUACUUAAACCAAUUUCCAACCCACUUCUUCCAAUUCAUCAACAACUCUCUCACUUCUCUCAUCUUCAACCCACCUUUCUCACACACAACCAAUCCAUCACAAUGUCUGGCCUCAACCCCGGUGACAGCUUCCCCUCCGACGUCGUCUUCUCCUACAUCCCCUGGGCUGAGGAGAACAAGGAGAUCCAGGCUUGCGGUAUCCCCAUCAACUACAACGCCUCCAAGGAGUGGGCCGACAAGAAGGUCGUCCUCUUCGCCCUCCCCGGUGCUUUCACCCCUGUCUGCUCUGCUCGCCACGUCCCCGAGUACGCCGAGAAGCUCCCCGAGCUCAAGGCCAAGGGUGUCGACGUUGUUGCCGUCCUUGCCUACAACGAUGCCUACGUCAUGAGCGCCUGGGGUAAGGCCAACAACGUCACUGGUGAUGACUUCCUCUUCCUUUCCGACCCCGAGGCCCGUUUCUCCAAGAGCAUCGGCUGGGCUGAUGAGGAGGGCCGCACUGGCCGCUACGCCAUCAUCAUCGACCACGGCAAGGUCACCUACGCCAAGCGUGAGCCCGCUAAGAACCACCUCGAGUUCUCGAGCGCCGAGACCAUCCUCAAGAACCUGUAAAUGCACCAAUUUCCAAUACCAUAGAGGUUGCAUGGGCUUGAUAGACGGCGUUGAACUUUAGCUUUGUGGGAUAAUGACCUGGAAUAAAGGCAAAACAAAAAGUCAUGUUAGAAAGAGCUAGACUUCCCACUAGAUACUUGAAGACAUUCAACGCAUUACGAUGCUAUGAAAUUUGAUCCAUUGCAACCUUAGUGAA
Molecule: messenger RNA, 1021 nt
Organism: Aspergillus fijiensis CBS 313.89
Lineage: Eukaryota; Fungi; Ascomycota; Eurotiomycetes; Eurotiales; Aspergillaceae
Product: peroxiredoxin family protein
Exons: 4
Coding region: 319-825 (168 amino acids)
Biological process (GO): hydrogen peroxide catabolic process; cellular response to oxidative stress; cell redox homeostasis
Cellular component (GO): cytoplasm; peroxisome; mitochondrion
Molecular function (GO): thioredoxin peroxidase activity
Source: RefSeq, a predicted model, not a curated record